AUGAAUUUUCAUUUUGAGCAGCAAAAUUCUAUUUUCUCUAUGCAGGAUUUCACUUUUGAAGAAAUUCAAGAUCUUCUUGGUCAUACUGAUGAGCAUCAAAGGUCGAUGGAAUUCGCUUUCGAUGGAUUUCAAGACGAUCGCAUGGUUUAUGAUCCUCAAUAUGAUGCAGUUUCACCGCCACAUCAAGCAUUAACAGAGGAGAGCACAAAGCAUGAUAUUGGGGUCAAGAAGGAGUAUCCAUUUUCUUUAGCUGCUUUUGAGAUAUUGAAAAACCAUGGAAACCGGUUUAAGCGAUUAACGGGGAGAAGAAUUGUCGAGGCAAACAAUGACAUAACAACACUCAAUGAGGUGGCUGCAGACCGAAAACUAUCAACCGAAGAGAUCUUGAGAAUUGCCGGAGAAAGAUUCAUACAAUACUCGUCCCAGCAGGCAACAAGCCAUCCUUUUCAAGCUUCCUUCUCUGGCCUUUCCUAUGAAGAGACCAAAAAUGUUGAGCUUGUUGAAUUGCUUCUGGCUUCAGCUGAGAAAGUGGAGAACCAACAGUAUGAAAGUGCAAGAAGAUUUCUCAACUUGUGUGGUCACUUGUCUUCAAACACAGGGAAUCCAGUUCAAAGGGUGGUUUACUAUUUAUGUGAGGCUCUUAAGGAAAAGAUUGGUAAGGAAACAGGAGAGAUUGCGUGGAAGGGUAAGGGGAAAAAUCACCGAUCAUUCGAUGUGAACAAAGCAUUGGUGGUUCCAGAUGCCCCUAAGCUUGCGUUUCAUAAAGGACUUCCUUUCUCUCAAGCAGAAAAGUUUGCUGGAAUCCAAGCCAUUGUAGAAAAGGUUGGUGAAGCAAAGAAGGUUCAUGUGAUUGAUAUUCGAAUAGGGAAUGGUGUUCAGUGGACAGCCUUGAUGCAAGCUCUUGUGUCUCGCCACGAUUGCCAGCUCGAACUUCUCAAGAUAACAGCGAUUGUAACUAGUUCAAAACAUGCUAUUGAGGAAACAGGUAAGUGGUUGUCUAAUUUUGCCUCUACUAUGAACAUUCCAUUUUCUUUCAAGAUAGUUAUGGUACCAAACAUGUCAGACCUCAAGGAAGAUCUUUUUGAAUUGGACGCCGAUGAAACGAUUGCAGUCUACUCUUCUUUUACAUUGAGUGGCAUGAUUGCACAACCAACUCAAUUAGAGUCUCUAAUGAGGGUGAUUAGGGGACUACAUCCAUGUGUCAUGGUUGUGACCGAAGUUGAGGCAAAUCACAAUUCCCCGGUCUUCGUGAACCGUUUCAUUGAAGUCCUUUUCUUCUUUGGGACAUUUUUUGAUUGUGUAGAGGCUUUCAUGGAAAGGGAUGAGCCAAAUAGAUUGAUAUUUGAAGAAUUGUAUUGUUUUGAGGCAAUGAGGAACAUUGUAGCUUUUGAGAGAGAAGAAAGGAAAAUUCGGCAUGUGAAGAUUGAUGUUUGGAGGGCGUUUUUUGAGAGGUGUGGAAUGGAGGAGCUAGAAUUGAGCCUAUCAUCUACAUACCAAGCAAAGUUGGUGACAAAUAAUUUUCCAUUUGGGAGUUCUUGCACAUUUGAUAUGGAUGGAAAAUGCCUAUUAAUGGGGUGGAAGGGUUCACCAAUUCAAUCUCUUUCUGUUUGGAAGUUCCUUUAG
Molecule: messenger RNA, 1623 nt
Organism: Morus notabilis
Lineage: Eukaryota; Viridiplantae; Streptophyta; Magnoliopsida; Rosales; Moraceae
Product: DELLA protein RGL1
Exons: 1
Coding region: 1-1623 (540 amino acids)
Biological process (GO): regulation of DNA-templated transcription
Cellular component (GO): nucleus
Molecular function (GO): DNA-binding transcription factor activity; sequence-specific DNA binding
Source: RefSeq, a predicted model, not a curated record